Penicillium atrosanguineum is the source of this 738-nucleotide messenger RNA. RefSeq lists its product as uncharacterized. Lineage: Eukaryota; Fungi; Ascomycota; Eurotiomycetes; Eurotiales; Aspergillaceae. The transcript is spliced from 2 exons. Bases 1 to 738 code for a protein of 245 amino acids. The record is from RefSeq and is a predicted model, not a curated record.
AUGUCGGUGAUUACUAUUGUUCAGCGCGCCCUCCCCUUCUCGCUCCCUUGGAAACGAAGACAUUCAACAACCAAGGAGAAGGAAUCUGACUCCGAAAGCCCAGACCUGGCCUUCCACGAGGACGAACUUUUCGGCAAUCAAUUUACCGAUUCCCCCGGCACAACGCUGCACUAUGACGUCUCCGACGCUGUGCAUAUAGCGGUGAAGCAGCCCCUGGAUGACACGACGAACCCCGAUGCGUCUGGUCCUGAAUCAAACUCUGACUCGGAUUCCGAGCAUGAGACUCAUCAGUUCUCAGACAAUAGCCAGGCCCGCGCACGCGAGCAACUUUGUCGAGCCGUCAGCUGGGCCAGUAUCGUCCGCAGUCAAUGUCGAUGGUCUAGAGAGCAAGAAAGACAGCUCUGGAUAGCAGAGAAAGAGCUGAGAAGGUGUCAGAAAGCGUGGAGCUCGGAGCAAGAAGUUUGGCUGGCAUAUAUCCAAAGUCUGAAUGAAGAGAAAGAAGCCCAUGAAUACUUUGUGCUUAUGCGCAUGAAGCAGCAGGAGGAGGAGCGGAAUCAGUUUCGCAAGUCUUGGAAGCGGCGUCGGUCUGUGGAGAGCGCACCGGAGGAGAAGGAGUAUACUCCUCCCAUCAGAAGGAACUCUAGUGGACUGAACAGGUUCCGCCCGCUGCCACUAUAUGGAAAGGUGGUACCUGAUCUGGCUAGAGCAGAGUCCACUGCCGUAGCAUGUCGGGCAUGA